Eruca vesicaria subsp. sativa (arugula) is the source of this 471-nucleotide messenger RNA. The record is from the annotation of a GenBank genome assembly. NCBI's taxonomy places the organism in Eukaryota, Viridiplantae, Streptophyta, Magnoliopsida, Brassicales, Brassicaceae.
AUGGUAUCACAGGAAGAGAAAGAUCCAUCGUUACAGCAGAGGAAAUCAUCUUCGAAACAGCCUGUCUCUGCACCCAGAAAGGCACCUGGUCUGAAUUCUCAGUAUGAAGGAAAAUCUGGUAGAUCUUUCUAUGUAGACUUUGAGGAACGGCUUGAAACCAUUAGAAGAUGUUGGAGCAGCAAGUGGAGUUCCACAGAGGCAACAAACGUUGGAAGAGAUGACUUUGGAGGAGUUCUUGGUCAGAGCUGGUGUGCAUCACUCACAGUUUUCACUGGAAAUUCCUCUGGAACCACCAUCACUGACCGCCUCACACCACAUAUUGUCCAGAGACACAAAGCCAACAUUGCUCCCAACGCUCCACACACUGCACUCAAGAACAAAACACCAAGCAUCUCCCAUACACACUCGUUUCUCUCAACACCCUCUUCCUCCUCCGUGGAACUGUCAGCCUCCAUAGCUUCAUACGGUUGA